Molecule: messenger RNA, 710 nt
Organism: Babjeviella inositovora NRRL Y-12698
Lineage: Eukaryota; Fungi; Ascomycota; Pichiomycetes; Serinales
Gene: ANB1
Product: translation elongation factor eIF-5A
Exons: 1
Coding region: 345-686 (113 amino acids)
Biological process (GO): positive regulation of translational elongation; positive regulation of translational termination
Molecular function (GO): translation elongation factor activity; RNA binding; ribosome binding
Source: RefSeq, a predicted model, not a curated record
CCUAACUAUCCUAAAUUAUUAUACAAAAUGGCUGAAGAAGAUGUAUGUAUCAACCCUGAUCCCUGGCCUGGCUUCAAGAAGAGCUUGAAAGAUGAAACCUCUGUGAUUGUGCUUUUAAUCAAUUCCCAGUCCCGUCAUAAAACGACGGAUCGUUGCCAUAAUAGCCUCUUGACACCCGGCCUCCUCGUUUGAUUAACCCCGCUGAACCACUUACUAACGCCACUUUUCAGCAUCAUUUCGAAACCGUCGAUGCCGGUUCCUCCUUGACCUACCCAUUGCAAUGUUCCGCCUUGAGAAAGUCCGGUCACGUUGUCAUCAAGGGUAGACCAUGUAAGAUUAUUGACAUGUCCACCUCUAAGACUGGUAAGCACGGUCACGCUAAGGUCCAUUUGAUUGCCACCGACAUCUUCACCGGUAAGAAGUUGGAAGAUUUGUCUCCAUCUACCCACAAUAUGGAAGUUCCAAACGUCACUAGACAAGAAUACCAGUUGUUGGACAUCGAUGACGGUUUCUUGAGUUUGAUGACCGCCGACGGUGACACCAAGGAUGAUGUCAAGACCCCAGAAACCUCUUUGGGUGAUGAGAUCCAGGCCGCCUUCGACGAAGGUAAGGAAUUGUUGGUCACCAUCAUCGCCGCCAUGGGUGAAGAAGCUGCCAUCUCCUUCAAGGAAGCUCCAAGAUCUUAAGAAGCUUGACUAAAGUUAUUAGAC